AUGGCCGGAACUAUUUCCCACGCCGUCCAGGCUCACAAUGCCUCCCAGCAACUUCCCGCGGCCUUCAAGGUCUAUGACCCACGUUUCCUGGAUAUCACCGGUCCGACGCCCAAGCUCGAAGUCCUGCUGAAGAACGAUGACUUCCCCUUCGCCCACGAAGCCAGCGUCUACAUCCCGUCCAAGGACGAGCUCUUCCUGACCAGCAACAUCUUCACCGACCCGGUCACCAACCAACCCACCAUCAAGAUCUCCAAGGUCGCUGUCAGCGCCCACCCCGUCACCUCGGAGAUUGUGAACUCCACCAUCCCCUUCGCCAACGGCGGCGUCAACCACGGCGACGGCAUCCUCUUCUGCGGCCAGGGCACCCUGUCCCAGACCGGCGGUCUGUUUCAGAUGUCCGUCGACCCGCCGUAUACCUCCCACCUGCUCGUCGGCGACUUCUACGGCCGCCAGUUCAACUCCGUCAAUGACGUCGUCGUUCACUCGGACGGCUCCUUCUGGUUCACGGAUCCCACCUACGGCCAUGUCCAGGGCAUCAGACCCCAGCCGAAACUCCCCAGCCAGGUCUAUCGCUUCGAUCCGGCCACCGGGAACGUGCGUGUCGUCGCCGACGGCUUCGGGAAACCGAAUGGGAUCGCCUUCUCGCCGGACGAGAAAAUCGUGUAUAUCACCGACACGGCGGCCGCGAUCGGUAACGGUAGCACUGACGCUACUAAGCCGUCCACCAUCUACGCAUACGACCUCACCACCUCCCACAACGAACCCUUCCUGACCAACCGUCGCGUUUUCGCCAUGGCCGACACCGGCAUCCCCGAUGGCAUCAAAGUCGACACGAACGGCAACGUGUACGCGGGCUGCGGCGACGGCAUUAACGUCUGGUCGGCGGGUGGUGUUCUGCUAGGCAAGAUCUUGAUCAAGGACGGGGCGGCGAAUUUCUCGUUCGGGCGCGACGGUCGCUUGUUUAUUCUUAAUGAGAAGAUUCUCUGGGCGGCGCAGUUGGGGGAGGGGGUUAAGGGGGCUUUGUUGGGGAUUUAA
Aspergillus melleus is the source of this 1035-nucleotide messenger RNA. RefSeq names its product SMP-30/gluconolactonase/LRE family protein. The transcript is spliced from 2 exons. Bases 1 to 1035 code for a protein of 344 amino acids. The record is from RefSeq and is a predicted model, not a curated record. NCBI's taxonomy places the organism in Eukaryota, Fungi, Ascomycota, Eurotiomycetes, Eurotiales, Aspergillaceae.